Anolis carolinensis (green anole) is the source of this 2669-nucleotide messenger RNA. RefSeq names its product sterol 26-hydroxylase, mitochondrial. Gene Ontology annotation, cellular component: mitochondrial inner membrane. NCBI's taxonomy places the organism in Eukaryota, Metazoa, Chordata, Lepidosauria, Squamata, Anolidae. Gene Ontology annotation, biological process: cellular response to peptide hormone stimulus; cortisol metabolic process; cholesterol metabolic process. Gene Ontology annotation, molecular function: iron ion binding; monooxygenase activity; heme binding. The record is from RefSeq and is a predicted model, not a curated record. The coding region runs from base 116 to 1675 and encodes 519 amino acids. The transcript is spliced from 9 exons.
GCAGGCGGCUUGACCUCGAGUUACCCGACCGGCGCCGCUGCGGAAAGAGGGGUUUGCGAAGAGCGCCCGCCUCUUCCUCCUCCUCCUCUCGUCCCCUUUCCCAAGCAACGGAGCCAUGGCCAGGCAGGGCUGGAGGCUGGGGCGCUGCCUGCGGGGCCCGGGGGGCUCUUUGGGCCGCCCCCAAGGAGGCUGCCGGGGCCUCGCACAGGCAGCUGCCGCCGCCACAGUCUCCCGGAGCGAGGAUCGCCUGAAGCGGCCGGAGGAGCUGCCGGGGCCCGGACCCCUGAAGUCGCACUACUUGCUCUUCGCCCGGGGCUAUUUGCUGCACACGCACCGCCUGCAGGUCCUUUCUAAGAAGAUGUAUGGCCCCAUGUGGAAAUCCUGGUUUGGCUCAAAUGUCAAUGUUAACAUUGGCAGUGCAGAGACCUUAGAAGAAGUAGUGCGCCAGGAGGGGAAGUACCCUAUACGGAGUGACAUGGCUCUUUGGAAGGAGCACCGGGACAAACGUCACCUUCCCUAUGGCCCCUUCACUGAGGAUGGGGAGCGGUGGCACCGCCUGCGACAGGUGCUGAACAAGAGGAUGCUUAAACCUUCCGAAGCCGUGUUGUAUGCAGAUGUCAUCAAUGAGGUUGUGUCUGACCUGAUGAUACACCUAGAAAAUGAGAGAAACAAGAGCCCCUCAGGUGUAAUGAUCACCGAUAUAGCCAAUGUGUUAUACCGAUUUGCCUUGGAAGGCAUCUCAUGCAUCCUCUUUGAGACCCGCAUUGGCUGUUUGGAAAAGGAGAUCCCUGCAGAAACCCAGCGUUUUAUUCAUGCUAUUGGAUACAUGCUGAAGAACUCUGUCUUUGCCACCAUUUUACCCAAGUGGACCCGGGAUGUGCUGCCUUAUUGGAACCGUUACCUAGAAGGCUGGGAUACUAUCUUUGCCUUUGGGAAAAAACUGAUUGAUCAGAGGAUGGUGGAGCUAGAGAAGCACCUGGAACGAGGUGAGGAAGUCUCAGGCUACCUAACGUAUCUACUGUCCAGUGGGCGCCUUAGCCCUGAAGAAGUGUAUGGAAGCAUAGCUGAGCUUCUUCUGGCUGGUGUGGACACCACAUCCAAUACCCUCUCAUGGGCCUUGUACCAUCUGGCUAAGAACCCUGACAUCCAGGAAGCUCUGUACCAAGAAGUGACCAGUGUAGUAUCCAAAGACAAGAUUCCCAAUGCCAAGGAUCUCGCUAGGAUGCCAUUGCUGAAGGCCAUCGUCAAGGAGACUCUCCGGCUCUACCCUGUGGUCCCCACCAACGCCCGAAUCAUUGCGGAGAAUGAUGUGGUUGUUGGGGGAUAUCAUUUUCCAAAGGAUACCCUCUUUGUGUUGGCCCAUUAUGCUAUCUCGCAUGAUGAGAGCAAUUUCCCAGAGCCCGAGCGGUUCAUACCAAGUCGCUGGCUGCGCGAUCAGAGAGACUCAUCUCCUCACCCCUUCAGCUCCAUUCCUUUUGGCUACGGCGUGCGUGCCUGUGCAGGACGCCGCAUUGCUGAGCUUGAGAUGCAUCUGGCACUAGCCAGGCUUGUCCGGACAUUCUUAUUCAAGCCAGAUCCACAGCAAACCGAAGUGAAGCCCCUUGCCCGUAUUGUGCUUGUGCCUGACAAGCCCAUUAACUUGGAAUUCCUGGACAGACAGACAAUGCAUGGAUGAUCCGCUAUCUUCUUGCCCUUAGACUGCAAAGAUUUUACAGUACCAACUCAAGGAUUUGAUCAUGUCCUGGCUAGCCAACUAAUGAUCCUCUCUGAUGUGUUGUCGAAGGCUUUCAUGGCCGGGAUCACAUGGUUGUAUGUUUACUGGGCUGUAUGGCCAUGUUCCAGAGAGAAUACUUCUGGAACAUGGCAUACAGCCUGGAAAACUUACAACAAUCUCUAUUCUCUGUGCCUCUAACAUUUGCAUCUUUACAGUCUUCUCUCUGAUCUGAACAGCACCUUAUAGCAUUCCUGCUUUGAUCUUUUGGGUGUGUGUUUAUGUAUGGGAAAGGGACAGUAGCUGAAGGCUAACCAGUGCCUCUCAGAACUGUUUGACAGUCUCUCCUUAACCACUUGCUGCUGGUGGUUGUUAAUUCUACAGUACUUAAGAACAUCAUUGUAGUAACUUGGUGGUAACUAUUACAAUUUCUCUUCCUACUAAGCCAGGGGACCUCAACCUAUCCACUUCUAUGAAUCUCACCACUCCAGCCACCAUGGUCAUUUGCUGGAGAUGGUGGAAACUGUAACCCAAUACUGUGGGUCCCGAUCCAAAAUGGGGUCCCCUUAGCUCAAUUUUGGGAUCAUGAAAAAUUUGGCAAGAGGAAAAGGUUUGUGGACACCACCCAUUUACACAAAUCUGUUAGUAACAACGUGCAGUGUUUACAGUGGACUCAGCAGAAAACGCUUUGACUGUAUUCCACAAAAAGGAAAAUCAGUCUGUUUAGCAAGUCUUGCAAAUGUUGGUUUAUUUUCUGUAAAUGUUUGAUUUUUAUACCUUUGGUCACGUAAAAACAUCAAAAAGGGAGUCAUGAAUGGAAAAAGUUUAAGAAGCCCUCUUCCAGACUACUACUUCCUGCUUUGUUAAUAUGACUAGAGAAUUAUUGUUGAUGCAUUUGUUCUCUCAUUAAAUUGUAUUUUGUCUUUAAAUAAAAUUAAAAACACAGGCAACAGUAAAA